UGGGGCUUUCGAUGUUAUGUGCUCGUCGAAGGUGAUAACGUGGUUCCGUAUCGCACGGCGUGCACGAGAACUCGUUUUUUACCUCGUGAAAUGAAAUACACGGGUAAAGAGCGCGCGAGUCGCGUUCCGUUCCUUGGCCCGACCCUACCAACCCUUGCAAAACAGUGGGAGAUUAUCGCGAGUUCUUGAACGCGAUCUAUUUCGUUGGACGUGCCAACGUUCAACGGAUCGUUCGAUGACGUUCGAUCACGCUGUUUGCGGACUGCAUGGAUAAUAAGACCUGUGUCAGUGCAGUGGAGGUUAAAGUGCUGGUCCAGUGGAUAAACGAAGGUAGUGACACGUUGGAGAACGUUAGUGAGGCUCUCGGUGCGAGUGGAUUUCUCAAAGAGCAACACCCGCUUCGAGACUCGUCAGCCGCUAUCGAGUGAGUUUCCUACUUAAAUCGUGUCCGCGUUUUCUCGCCAAAGUUAUCGCGUUCGAUCGAAACCUCGCAUUGUGUAAACAAGCUUUCGAACGAUCCGAAUAUCGACUGAAUUUCAAGCCUGAGCUCGAGCUUACCGUGACAAAAUUCGGGUAUGAAGGAGUGCAACGAGCGAGUCGCGGAGUGUACUUGGCGAAUUACUCGCGUGUUUCGUAUUCUCGAUUCGGUGACGAUCGAACGCGCGUUUCGGAAAGGUUCGACGAUAUUGGGAGGUAGACAUCACGACGGGCCAACUCCCGCUGGGCCACCACUGUCUCCUGGAACCUACUUAAAAAUGCUGCGGCACCCAAUGUAAUCCACCAUCGUUGGAAGACCGUUCGGUAAAGGUGCAGUAACCAGUGGGGAAAUUCUCAAGUAUUGUUGCGUUUCCGUCUACGUAAAAUGAACGAAUGACCCGCGCGACACGUACGCGAUGAGGCCAAAAUCGUGUUCUCUGUUUCUGUUGUUCUGCGUGCUGCUGCCGGGCCUGGUGCGCCCUUUCACAUCCGGCGAAGACGGCGAGGAUGCCGCGGAGGACGAUGAUUCCUACCUCUUGGAGGAAGACGAUGACGUACCUUCGGCCACGAUAGCCACCGAUACCGAAUUGAUCUCCGAAUCAGGCGGUCAUCUGCCGGUCUUUCUCACCGAGCCAGUCGAUUCCUUCGUGGUUAAAAGCAAACCAGCUACGUUGCACUGCAAGGCCGCUCACGCGUUGCAGAUCUAUUUCCGUUGCAACGACAUAAGGGCAGUCGAGUCCCAGCAACAGGACUUUGUGGAUCCCCACACCGGGACCAGGAUAGUCGACUGCGAACUGAACGUAACCAGAGAUCACAUCGAGGAGUACUUUGGAAGGGACAAGUUCAAGUGCGAGUGUUUUGCAUGGUCAGGAUCCGGGCAAAUCAAAAGUCAACCGGCCACCGUCGACGUUGCCUACUUGAAGAAGCAGUUUGAGUCCCCGCCGUACUCUGUAUCGGUCGAGGCGGGCCAGAGCACCGAACUCAGGUGUCUCCCUCCCGAGGGAGUGCCAUCGCCGAGAGUGUACUGGCUGAGAAAUAACGUCCCUGUCGACACCGAAUCGGACACGCUUUUAGUAUCGAGCGAGGGCCACCUUCUCGUGGGUCAGGCGAAACUGAGCCAUCAAGCGAAUUACACUUGCGUCGCGGAGAACAUCGCCGCCAAGAGAUUGAGCGAGCCUGUCAGCUUGACGGUUUAUGUGAACGGUGGGUGGUCCUCCUGGUCAGCCUGGUCGGAGUGUUACUCGAGAUGCGCGAAAGGGGGUCAAAAGAGGACGAGAACGUGCACGAACCCCUCGCCGAUGAACGGGGGUCAACCCUGUCUCGGGCCAUCCCAGCAGAAGAUGGACUGCAACACAGCUUGUCCUGCUUACUCCGGAACAGCUGGCGCGUUGGAGGAGUUCAGCAACAGUUUAGUGGUGGACGGAGGAUGGUCCAGAUGGUCGGCGUGGUCGGUAUGUGGGAACGACUGCACGCAUACCAGAAGAAGAUCGUGCGACGAGCCACCACCUAGCCAUGGUGGCCGAUCGUGUCAGGGUAGGGACAUCAGCGUGGCGAAUUGCACGGGCGGGAUGUGCAACAGUGUCGGUACAAAAAUGGGUGGCACGCAUUUGACCGAGGAAGCGAACCGCCAGAUGGACGUGGCUCUCUACGUAGGUUUGACCGUCGCCUGCGUAGUAAUCGGCGGACUGGCGUUUUUCUUAGCGAAGCUUCUAAGGCGCAAAGGUCGAGACCAUUCCCUUUACUCCAUGGCCCGUAACGAAUUCCAGCCAGAGUUCUUCCCGGACCAGGACAAGAAGCUGAGUUUACAGCCGGAUGUAACAGCAACUAGCGUGCCGGCUUGCUACGAGUAUCCAUUCGACCCGAAGCUGUCGAUGUCGAGAUCCCUCUCGGAGCAUCAUUACGACGUGCCGCAUCUCUCGAUCGGGCCGCAACCCUCGCCAAUGUCACCCACGCCUAGCACAUCGACCCAGGAGUCCUGCAGCGACAAGCAAAUCCAUUCCGACUGCGAGAACAGCGUCACCAGCUCCUACCCGUCCUCCGACUCCACGUACAACGUCGCCUCGGAGAGCGUCAGAUUGCCAAAGUUGGAAACCGGAAACGUGGCCGGGGCGGCGGUAAACACGCGUGGCGCGCUAUUGGUGCUUCCGGACGCCGGGAUAUCGAUGUCGGUGCCCGAGGGAGCCGUGCCGAAGAAGCCACUCAGGGAGGAACUCUACCUGGCGGUGCUCAACGAAGAUCGCUUCAGGCCUCGAUUGCCCGAUGGUAUCACGCAAUUAUCCGCGGUGGUAACGUGCGGGCCCUCGUCGGCGACCUUCAACAAGCCUGUGAUCCUGCAAUUCGAGCAUUGCGCGAUACUGCACCUGGCCACGUGGGAAUUGAGCGUCUGGGCGUGCGACGGAUUGAGCAUCGAGGACGGCACGGCGAUCGCCUCCUCGAAGGACCAUCAAUCGAUCACGUGGACCAGGGUGUUGACCCUGGGCAACGAGACGAUAAACACGCCGCUGUUCACGCAGCUCGACCACGCGGAAGCGUUCAUCGUGACCGAACAAUUGCGGGGCUACGUUUUGGCCGGGCAAAGCUGCGAGAACUCGAUCGCCACGAAGAGACUACGGCUGGCGUUGUUCGCGAGCCAAACCGGUCAGUGUUGCGUCCGAGUGUACGCGGUCGAGGACACGAAGGCGGCGAUGAAGGCGAUCGUCGAUCGAGAAUCGCAGAUCAGGGGCUAUCUGCUGGACAAGCCGCGAACGUUGCUCUUCCAAGACAACGGGGAAUCGUUGUGCGUCAGCUUGGAAGAGGUCGGUAACGAGUGGCAGAGUAAAUCGCCGACGGAGCGACAGGAGAUCUUGUUCAGAGACGCGUGGAACUGCCAGGAGAACACGAAACACGUGACCUUUGGGCUGGACGCUGCCUUCGGACCUACCACGACCAGAAGUUACAAGCUCCAAGUAUCGCAGGGGAACUCGGACACGAGGCAAGUGUUCAGGAUCGUCUACGACGGCGCGAAGCAAUUGAUUUCCUCCGGAAGCGUUACCAGGCCGCUCAGAGAAGUGACCGUGGUCAGCAGCGGACAUGCUAAUAACGCGACCACGGACUCCACUACCUUGAGACCGUUUCGGUUUACCAGGUCCCUGAGGAAGCAACUUUGCCAGUGCCUGGAUCCACCGAACGCCCUGGGCAACGACUGGAGAAUGCUGGCGCAGAGGCUUCAGGUUGACAGGUACAUCAACUACUUUGCAACAAAGUCUAGUCCGACCGAGCACAUUCUGGACUUGUGGGAGGCGAAGCAUCACGAACCCACGGCCGUCACGGAUCUGUUGAACCAUCUUCGAGUGAUGGGCAGAACAGACGCAGCGACCAUCUUGGAAGCCCAACUCGGCCCGUGGCUUUGAACUGUCGCGAUCUGUCAGAGUUUCGCGACGUAUCCGGUGGUGAGUGAAAAUAAACGAUUCGCGUGUGGUUCGCUACUCUCGACGGGGCGAUCGGUGAAUAAGCGAGUUACCGGCCGUUGAACGGCCAACACGAAAUUCCUCGAUCUCGUGCGUGCCGAUCAUCUCAACGAACUCAUCGAAACACUGCCUUAAUUGUACGCGAUUCGCGCGUUUUUUUGUACAUAGAUCUCUUUGUAAUAAGGCGAAAUAUUUUUACCGUGAACUCGGAUCUGUAAAAGAAUCGUACGUAAUAAUCAUGAACGAAGUAACUAGAACUGUGCAUUUAGAUGGAUAUACAUAUAUGUACAUACGUACUAAAGACACGUGAGAAAAUGGAUAUAUCCAUUUAGACGGAUGUUUAUAUAUAAAUAUAAAUAGAUAGAUAGAUAGAUAGGUAGGUAGGUAGGUAGUUAGGUAGGUAGAAGACAUCGAAUAAGAAACGAGGAAAAAUGAAAGAUCUACAUCGAUCCAGCACGAUGUGAAAAAGAAAAAAAAGCAAAAGGUAAUGGAACACAUUUUACAAAUUUGUUACGCCAACGUACGAGCACGCGUGCGAGUGGUAAAUAGUUUCUUGGGGGAUGAUCGUGCCAAAAUUCUCACUCUCGGUUUCCGUUGAUCUUUCUAUUCACAGUUUAUUGAAUAUGCCGUGAUUUCUUUCGUGCACGUCGACAAUACACGCCGCGUCGAUAUACAACCAUUUUAUACGAGGAGAAAGAAGGACGAACGAUCGCGCGCGGAUGUUCGAUCGCGUAGAACGAUCUCGAUUACGACAAAUCUGAUGAUUUCAAUCGAUGCAAGUUUAUUUGGAAGAACUGUAUAUUUGUUACUUUC
Molecule: messenger RNA, 4736 nt
Organism: Colletes gigas
Lineage: Eukaryota; Metazoa; Arthropoda; Insecta; Hymenoptera; Colletidae
Product: netrin receptor UNC5C-like
Exons: 12
Coding region: 894-3866 (990 amino acids)
Biological process (GO): netrin-activated signaling pathway; motor neuron axon guidance
Cellular component (GO): membrane
Molecular function (GO): protein binding; netrin receptor activity
Source: RefSeq, a predicted model, not a curated record